Molecule: messenger RNA, 3536 nt
Organism: Cuscuta campestris
Lineage: Eukaryota; Viridiplantae; Streptophyta; Magnoliopsida; Solanales; Convolvulaceae
Source: the annotation of a GenBank genome assembly
AUUGAAAAAAACAUUAGUGCAAAGCACAAAAUGAACAAACAGAUGGUAAGAGUAAAACCAACACAAAAAAAUGUUGUAUUCUAAAAUAGUUAGUUCUUCGUUCUUGCACAAAUUUUUUAAAUGGUCAAUGAUUAGGAUCUCAUCUGACAUUGUCCUUCCCCAGCAGAAUUGUUUCUCGAGUCCCUGCCUGAAAAAUUAUUUUCUCCCAAUUGACUUUAUACAUAAUUGAUGUUAAAAAUCAAUGAAAAAUAUUCAAUUCCCCCUUACUGGUAGGGCAAGUGAUUCACUAAAUGAGGUGGGUAAAUUAGGAGAGUGAAGAUAACUAUGACAUUUCAAAUGUAAAAAAUGGAGUGGGAAGACCAUUUUUGGACAUCAAAGCUUGCCAUUUGGGGAGAUGAUUAGUAGAUAGAAAAGUACACCAUUUACUCUAACCUCUUCAGAAAUUAUACGAUUUACCCCUAAACUUAAAAAAAGUGCACAAUUAACCCAAAACUCUUAGAAAAUUACACGAUUUAUCCUUGAACAUUAAAAAGUACACAAAAAAAUGGUCACAAAAUUGAAGACUUCAACAAGAUGUACUUCUAAAAUGCACAAAGUAGCUGCCAAAUGAUGCUAGAAAAAAAGUUCAAUUGGCAAAUCAAUGUGAAAGAAGACUUUAAUGUGGCACCAUGCUCGUGUGACCUGAAAGGAAGACAUACAAAACAGGCCAUAUUUCUUUGGUGCAACCAUUGCCUAAAUCAAAACUGUUCAUUUCCAAAAACAAAUUUCUGAAGAUUCAUUGUUUUUUAAACUCGAAUUCUGGCCAAAAAGCAAUCAGAGAACUUUGAAGGUAAAUGAUCUGGUUUAAUUCCACAUAGAGAAAUUCAGAGAUCUAUCACCUCAUCACAUUGCUCGGACCGGAAACAGAUCGGAAAUUCCGAAAAUUCGUACUGUCAAAAUAAAUAUCCAAAUGCGAUAACGAAAUCGAUGAAGGAUUUGUUGAAAUGUUUGUUUUUGACAGAUCAAAGCUGAACACGAAGCUGAAGGCCAGCCAAACAAAAUAGCCAAAAACAGUGAAUUUUGCACCUUUUUACCUUUGCUCGAAUCUUCUGUCCAGCCACGAGCUCACGGCUGCAAAGGGCUACUCGGUGCGGAUUGAGAAGAGUUAAAGAUUAACCCUUAAAAUUUAUAGGAAAGAUGUGCAUUUGAGGCGGGAUGUCUCACAUUUCUAACCAUUACUGUUCCCUUUUGAAACUUUGCUGCGAGACCCAAAGCCAUGCUCAAGUAAAGAAGCUCCACUGCCGGAUAAUCAAAACCAUCUCGAGCAUAGAGACUUUCUUGCUGAACAAUCUUAUCAAUACAUACAGCAAGAUUGGAAAUUUCGUUUACGCCCGCCAUGUGUUCGAUCAAAUUCCCAGGCCAAACCAGUUUUCUUGGAAUACCAUCCUCUCCACAUACUCCAAAUCUGGGGACUUCAUGAAAAUGGAGGAAGUAUUUCACUUGAUCCCUAAGAAAGAUGGAGUUUCUUGGAAUUUGAUCAUUUCUGGUUAUGCCUCCCACGGGUCUGCUGGUAAAGCUGUAAGGGCUUAUGAAUUGAUGUUGAGGGAUGAGAGGAUGAAUCUAAACAGAAUCACAUUUUCGACAAUGAUUAUAUUGUGUUUGAGCAAUGGUUGGAUCCAACUGGGCAGGCAAAUUCACGGACAGAUAGUGAAGUGUGGGUUUGAGUUGUAUGUUUUUGUGGGGAGUCCCUUGACGGAUAUGUAUGCGAAAUUCGGAUUAAUCCGGGAGGCAAAACGGGUUUUUGAAGAGUUGCCCGAAAAGAAUUUGGUUUUGUCUAACACGAUGAUUAUGGGGUUUCUGAGGUGUGGGAUGGUGAAAGAGUCAGAAAGGUUGUUUAUGUGUUUGCCAGAGAGAGAUUCUAUAACAUGGACAACAAUGAUUACCGGUCUAACACAGAAUGGUCUAAAUAUAAGAGCUUUAGAUUUUCUCAGAGAAAUGAGACUGCAAAAUUUUGACAUUGACCAGUUUACUUUUGGGAGCAUUUUGACGGCAUGUGGAAGUGUGAUGGCCUUGGAACAAGGAAAACAGAUUCAUACUCAUGCAAUCAGAAGUUAUCAUAUGGACAACAUUUUCGUGGGUAGUGCGCUUGUUGAUAUGUAUUCCAAGUGCAGAAACAUUAAGUAUGCAGAGAAUGUCUUCAGAAACAUGAAGAGAAAAAAUGUUGUAUCUUGGACGGCAAUGGUAGUUGGUUAUGGCCAAAAUGGGUACAGUGAAGAAGCUGUUCAAACCUUUUGUGAGAUGCAAAAGAAUAUGGUAAAGGCAGAUGAAUUUACUUUAGGAAGUGUCAUUAGUUCUUGUGCUAACCUGGCAAGCUCAGAAGAAGGUGCCCAAUUCCACUGCCAAGCAUUAGUGUCUGGCUUGAUUUCCUUCAUCACGGUUUCCAAUGCACUCGUGACCCUAUAUGGUAAGUGUGGAAGCAUAGAUGAGUCCCAUAAACUGUUCUGUGAGAUAGAAUUUGCAGACGAGAUCUCUUGGACUGCAUUGGUUUCUGGGUAUGCUCAAUUUGGAAAAGCCACCGAAACGAUUGACCUCUUUGAGAAAAUGCUCACACAACGCCUGCAACCUGACGGAGUAACUUUUGUUGGGGUUCUUGCUGCUUGCAGUAGGGCAGGACUAGUAGAUAAAGGGAAGUAUUAUUUCGAUUCAAUGGUAAGAGACCAUAAAAUCACACCUACUCUUGAUCACUACACUUGCAUGAUUGACCUAUUAAGCCGAUCUGGACAGCUUGAAGAAGCGAAACACUUCAUAGAAAAGAUGCCUUAUGAACCUGAUGCAAUCGGUUGGGCAACACUCCUAAGCUCAUGCAGAACUCGUGGCAAUAUGGAGCUUGGGAAAUGGGCAGCAGAGUCUCUUUUGCAAGCAGAACCACAGAAUCCUGGCAGCUAUGUUUUGCUUAUAAGCUUGAAUGCGGCUAGAGGAGAGUGGGAUGAAGUGGCUAGGUUGAGGAAGUUGAUGAGAGAUAGAGGUGUGAAAAAGGAACCUGGGUUCAGUUGGAUCAAGUAUAAGAACAAGCUCCAUGUUUUCUCAGCUGAUGAUAAGUCGAGCCCAUAUUCAGAUAAGAUAUAUGCAGAGCUCGAAUCAUUGUACAGGAGAAUGAUAGAGGAUGGUUAUAUUCCAGAUGUGAGCUCUGUCCAGCAUAAUGUUGAAGACUCUGAGAAGGUGAAGAUGCUAAACCACCAUAGCGAGAAGCUCGCUAUUGCCUUUGGGUUGAUAUUCGUCCCUCCCGGGCUCCCCAUAAAGGUGGUUAAGAAUCUCAGGGUGUGUCUUGAUUGUCACAAUGCAACUAAAAUCAUUUCCAGGAUCACUGGAAGGGAAAUUUUAGUGAGAGAUUCUGUUAGGUUCCAUUUGUUCAAAGAUGGAAAAUGCUCGUGUGGUGAUUUCUGGUGACGCGUUCGCUGAUGUGCGUUGGGGAGGAGACAUGAAACGGGUGAUCUUGAAACACAAUCGAUCUCGACUACACCUGAACAUCUAUCGUCAAGUAAACAUUGUGAUGAUCC